This is a messenger RNA of Ochotona princeps (American pika), 2824 nucleotides long. It is a transcript of the gene PGAP2, whose product is annotated as post-GPI attachment to proteins 2. Bases 880 to 1965 code for a protein of 361 amino acids. Gene Ontology annotation, cellular component: Golgi membrane; endoplasmic reticulum membrane. Gene Ontology annotation, biological process: GPI anchor biosynthetic process. NCBI's taxonomy places the organism in Eukaryota, Metazoa, Chordata, Mammalia, Lagomorpha, Ochotonidae. The record is from RefSeq and is a predicted model, not a curated record. The transcript has 12 exons.
CAGCUGCUCCGGCCCGUUCCUCCGGCCAGCCGCGGCGCGGGACUCGGGAGAGCCGAGGGCCUGGGACGCCCCGCGCACCCGCCCGCCCCGGGGAGGAGGAGCCUGCCGAUCCCAGGCCGCCGCCGCCGCCGCCGCUCCGGGUCCCGACUUACCGCGCUGCGGUGGGGGAGGGGAGCGUCAAGAGUCAAGGCCCGGGCCUGCCCGCCACCCGCCGCUCACGGAGCAGCGCGAGGCCGCCGAGUAACCGCCGCAGCCGCCGCCGUCACCGCCACCGGCCACCACCGGCCACCACCGGCCGCCACCGACCGCCGCCGACAGCCGCUUCAGGCGCAGCGCGCACAGGGCCCGACUGCGUCACACGCCGCCCGCCGUCAGAGGCUCGCUCCGGGAGCUCCGCCCUCGCCGCCUGCGCAUUGGUAGAUGAGGCCGCCACUCUAGUGUGCCACGGAGUUGCAAUUCUCAAUCAUCCAGGACAUGGGUUCUAGGACGAAAAGGGGACUCAGCACUGUGUCUUGAGGGGUCCUAAUAGAAUUGUGCUAGAAUACCACCCCAUGCUGCUUGUGGAGAAGGGAGGUGGGCAGGUAAGGAAGAAGGUGCUCGUGCCCUUGCUGAAAUGCCCCCAAUUGGCUCAACGGAACGAAUAUUGGAAGAGAGCUGAGGCUAGGACGAAAUCGGCUAAAUGUUUCCGGAAGGCCAGGCUGGAUAAUUCGGUGAUGGAACGCAGCUGAGAGGUAAGUACCUCUUCUCCCUGCCAGCUUCCCUGCAGACCUCUAGGCUGACCUUUCUGUCCAGAGGGGAAGGGGUCCACAAGGGCCAGAUUGCAGGGAGUCAAGCUCUGUGGGCCCACAUCUCCCUGCUGCUGGCUUUGUGGCCUUCAGCAUGUUCCUGCCUCACCUUCCUCUCAGCAAGGACUGUGUGUCUGACAAGAUGUACCAGGUCCCACUGCCGCUGGACCGAGAUGGAACCUUGGUCCGGCUCCGCUUCACCCUCGUGGCGCUGGUCACAGUCUGCUGUCCAUUUGUCGCCUUCCUCUUCUGCAUCCUCUGGUCCCUGCUCUUCCACUUCAAGGAGACAACGGCCACGCACUGUGGGGUUCUGAGGAGCCAGCGCUGGAAAAGGCCCCAGUUGCCCCAGGAGCAGGUAUCUCACCAAGCCCCAAGUUGUGUCCAUUGCCCUGCUUGGGCCACUCCCUGCAGGAUGUUCUCUGGAACCUCCCAGCUCUUGGACCCUGAUGGGACUGUGUUUCGGCUCCGCUUCACGGCCUUCCUCUGGUGGGUCAUCACUUUCCCCAUGUUCGGCUUCUUCUUCUGCAUCAUCUGGUCCCUGGUGUUCCACUUUGAGUACACGGUGGCCACUGACUGUGGGGUGCCCAAUUACCUGCCAUCAGUGAGCUCGGCCAUCGGCGGGGAGGUGCCCCAGCGCUACGUGUGGCGCUUCUGCAUCGGCCUACACUCAGCACCCCGCUUCCUGGUGGCCUUCGUCUACUGGAACCACUACCUCAGCUGCGCCUCCCCGUGCCCCGGCUACCGCCCACUUUGCCGCCUCAACUUUGGCCUCAACGUCGUGGAGAACCUCGCACUGCUUGUGCUCACCUAUGUCUCCUCCUCCGAAGACUUCACUGUCCACGAGAAUGCUUUCAUUGUGUUCAUCGCGGCUUCCCUCGGUCACAUGCUGCUCACCUGCAUUCUCUGGCGGCUGACCAAGAAGCACACAGUAAGUCAGGAGGAGCGCAAGUCCUACAGCUGGAAGCAGCGGCUCUUCAUCAUCAACUUUGUCUCCUUCUUCUCGGCCCUGGCAGUCUACUUUCGGCACAACAUGUACUGUGAGGCUGGAGUGUACACCAUCUUUGCUAUCCUGGAGUACACUGUUGUCCUAACCAACAUGGCGUUCCAUAUGACAGCUUGGUGGGACUUUGGGAACAAGGAGCUGCUCAUCACCUCCCAGCCGGAGGAAAAGCGAUUCUGAACCCUUCUAUCCUGCAGUGACGGAGACAGGAGAUGGUCUGCAGUGCCCAGAAACAAGAUAGCAUCCUAGCCUUCCUCCCCUCCCCUACUGUGUCCCAGGGGGAGAAGGGCAUAGGACAAGGCUGACCCUGGGGCUGCCAGCUUCUUCAUGUCUGGGCAGAGGCAGCCUGCAAGUGACACAGUCCUUACUGGAGAGGUCCCACGAAGCUCAGCUGGCAGCAGAGCUCCAUUACUUGGUGCUAAAAAAAAAAAAUGUCCUGAGGUUCACAAGCACCAUCCGGUCCUUAGCCUUUACAUAGUCACCUUCUGCUGAGGUUGGGGACCACAAAGAAGUGGCUACCACACAUAACCCACAACCACUCCUCACCACGGAGCAGUCCAUAUGACUAACCUGUCUGAUGAGCUACUAUGGACAUCCAGGCCUAUGGCUACAGUGUCCUGCCAAAGGCACCAUGGGUGGGGUUGGGGAGGGGGGUUCCUGUCCUGGCCCCACUUCUUUGAUUUGAUGUGUGCCCUAGGGUGUAUACCCACAUGUUCCUCCCUGUCCAAGCCUCAGUGCGUCCAAAUUGGGAUGGUGAUUGGGGGAAGACGGGGUUGCGUGCUGUGGGAUUUCCAAGAACCCUGCCAGGAGGGCUCUGGUACCCGAUGGAGGGUCUGCACCUGUCCCAGGAGCAGCAUCAGCAUGGUGUGUGUUUCCCAAGCCUUAUGAAAUCUCCACUCUACAAGACCCUCCCUCCUUUGCAAUGCUAUGGAGUAGAGAAACAGAUCUCCACCCUACAAGAGGCUCCCUAGGGGCCUCCUGAGAGCUUUGCCUUGUAUAUUUUGUUUCAAAGGAAAAUAAAUUUUUCUUUUGGUUCACA